AGUAUUUUAAAGAAAAUAAAAAUAUUAGAAAAGUAAGAAAAAUUAUAUUGAAAAAAUGUAUAGAAGUCCCUAAAGCCACUAAUAAUGCUUCCUGGUUUGAGCAAACGCAUGAAUGCUAUUUACACCGGAUUAACUGUUGACAAAAGUACCAUUUUAACCAAUAUUGUGUUUGGAAGCAAGUUUGUUAAUUUUCCUGGAGAAAUAAACAAUACUUAAACAAACUUAAAUUUAGUGCUUCAAAGUAUUUUUGUGUUUUUGUGUUAUUGUUUUUUAUGUUUUUGUUUGUUAUAAUAAAGAAAAAAUGUCCAGAGACGAAGACAGAACAAAACGCAAUGUGCUCUCGUUCAUUAAUGGACCCGAGCCAAGCAUAGAUCGGCGAUUUCGUCCAUGUCCGAAGAAUAUAUUCAAAGCAAGUGGUGACAUAUCGAAAACAAGUACUAUUGGAGAAGAUGGGGCCAUGGUGUAUCUACGACUGCGUCCUGUUAAUUCUCCUUCAUCGUCAUAUAAAAUUGCAGGCAUGGGAAAUACUCUUGUGGUGAACCCACGUUUAGAUCAAACAACGACAAGUAACAAUAAAGCAGCAAUGGAAAAACAUUUUACCUUCAGCGCGAUAUUCGAUAAUAAUGAUAGUCAAAAGGGCGUAUACAAUAAGUGUAUAAGUGACAAAAUAAAAUUGGAGGAAAGUUUCACAGUGCUGACUUAUGGUACAUCUGGUUCCAGAAAGACUUUUACACUAUUAGGCGAUGACGUUAAUCCUGGUAUUGUGCCGCGUUCCAUUGAGAAUAUUUUCACAUUAUACAAUUCCAAUAUAAAUCCGCACCCGGCAGUUAAAUUACAAAAUGCUCGCGUAGUUAUUUUAGAGGAUGAACUUUUUGCCAAGGAAAUAAUUUCAACUCGUCAAGUGCUCACAGCUUGCGGAGAUAUAACCUCAGUACAUAAGCAAUUCCAACAAAUCAUAUGCUCAGAUCAUAAUUUUGAAACCACAGUUUUCGAUGAUGUGUUUGUUAUGAUUUGGUUGUCAUUCGUUGAAAUUUAUAACGAAUUUGUCUAUGAUUUACUGGAAUUAUCGGCAUCUAAUCAAACAAUUACAGUGCCGUCUCGUAAGAAUCUUAAAAUUGUUAGCAACGAUGGAAAAGUUUUCGUGAAAGGAUUAACACAAGUUUAUGUGAAGAAUAGCUUGGAAGCCCUAAAAUUGCUGCGCUUUGGCUUACAACGUGUCACUUACGCCUCUACUUCCAUCAAUGCAAACUCCAGCCGGUCGCAUUGUAUAUUCAUCAUUGACGUGCUAAAGUACAAUGCAUCAGGUUUGAUAACAGAAAUAUCUUAUAAAUUCUGUGACUUGGCUGGUUCUGAACGACUUGACAAAACUGGGAAUGUCGGUUCACGGCUUAAGGAAACACAACGUAUCAAUACAUCGUUGAUGAUUCUGGGUCGCUGUCUUGAUGCUGCUAAUAAUUUAAAUCGUAAGAAGAAUACUGAGGUUAUUCCUUACCGAGAAUCGAAACUUACGAUGUUGUUGCAAGCUCCACUGUUAGGAAAGGAGAAAAUUGUCAUGGUGGUUAAUGUUACACCCACUGAAAAAUAUUAUGAAGAAAAUUUAAAUGUUUUGGGAUUCUCUUCAAUCGCUAAGAAUAUUAUCUUCAAACCACCAAUUGUGAAGCAAAAUAACUUAAGAUUUUCAUUCUUUUUGGAACCUUCCAAGUCCGGCAGUGCACAAAAUGCCUACAUUGAGCAAUUACUCGAAGAAAAUAUUUUGCUGCGUAAUGAUAAUGAUCGACUGAUAAACGAAGUAAAUAAUUUCCAAAUUAGGAUAAAUUCUGAACUCUUGCGGCAAGAAAAAGAAAUUCGAAAUGAACUUGUGGACUCGUUUGAAAAAACAUUGACUGCAACCAAGGAACAAGCUGAAAAUCGUCUGAAACAGGAACUUGAAUGUCAAAAACGAGUAUUUGAAUCAAAGUUGGCAAAAGUGAAACGAGCGCAUAUUGAACAAAUUGAAGAUUUGCGUGAAGAGUUACAAUAACUGAAAGAGAAAGAAUGUCAAAAAUAUCCG
Messenger RNA from Teleopsis dalmanni, 2050 nucleotides. RefSeq names its product kinesin-like protein subito. The transcript has 5 exons. Lineage: Eukaryota; Metazoa; Arthropoda; Insecta; Diptera; Diopsidae. Gene Ontology annotation, molecular function: ATP hydrolysis activity; microtubule binding; microtubule motor activity. Gene Ontology annotation, cellular component: kinesin complex; microtubule; nucleus. Gene Ontology annotation, biological process: microtubule-based movement. The record is from RefSeq and is a predicted model, not a curated record. Bases 302 to 2020 code for a protein of 572 amino acids.